UCUUUGUUUCCUUGCGCGACUUCCGGGUAAACCAAAACAAGAGCUGUGCGGAUUUCUGGGGCGUUGGUGUCAUUUUUAGCAUCACUUGUCCGCUUCUGACGUGACCCAGUGCCGCCUCGUCAUGAUUAAAUCAUGUUUUAUUUAUGCGUGCGGGUUGUUUUCGUUUUUAAUUCUCAUUGGGGGCAUCGCGCUGUCCUUGUCUAACGUGUUUUCAAAACUGGUGGAGUCGGCGGUGGAAAAGGAAAUCGUGUUGAAGAAUGGCACCGAUGCGUUCGAUGCUUGGGAGGAUCCACCGGCGCCGAUCUACAUGCAAUUUUAUUUCUUCAACCUGACCAAUCCACUCGAGGUGCUGGAUGGUGACAGGCCUGCUGUGCUGGAGAUUGGACCGUACACUUACAGAGAGUACCGGCCUAUGGAAAAAAUCAUCUUCCAUGAUAACGGGACCAAAGUAACCGCGGUCAACACAAAAACAUACAUAUUCCAACCCGACAUGUCACGUGGUCCGGAGAGUGAACUGAUCAGGACUGUUAACGUCCCUGCGGUGACAUUGAUGGAGCGGUUCAAGGAUCAUCCGAUUAUUGCCAACCUGAUCUCGUCGUUUAUGAAGGACAAAGACGAGGGCCUCUUCACCACACGUACCGUGGGAGAGCUUCUGUGGGGCUACGAAGAUGCUCUCCUGAAAGCCGUCCACGCUUUGAAACCUGACGUGGAUCCGGUUUUCGGGCUCUUCUACAAAAGCAACGCGAGCAAUGAUGGAGAAUACGUCUUCCUCACAGGCCAGGAGGACUACAAGGACUUUGCUCGAGUGGAUACGUGGAACAAUCAAAGGUCGUUGAAUUGGUGGACGUCUGAUGAGUGCAACAUGAUCAACGGAACCAACGGCGCCUUCUUCCACUCUGUCCUCACAAAGAAUGAAAUGCUCUACAUGUUCUCCUCGGACCUGUGCAGGUCUAUAUACGCUGUGUUUGAGAAGGAUGUGGCGGUGAAAGGCAUCCCCGGGUAUCGCUUCGCUCCCCCCAGCCAGGUGUUCGCUAACUCAUCGGUGAACCCGUCCAACGCGGGUUUCUGCGUCCCCGCCGACAACUGUCUGGGCUCGGGCGUCCUGAACGUCAAGCCCUGCAAACAAGGUGCGCCCAUCAUAAUGUCCUCGCCGCACUUCUACCAGGGAGAUGAGAAAUUUGUGCGGGCGGUAUUCGGCAUGAGGCCCCGAAAGGAGUACCACCAGACCUUCAUUGAUCUCAAUCCGCUCACCGGAGUCGUCCUUCAAGCUGCCAAACGUCUCCAGGUCAACGUCUACGUUGAGAAAAUGGACACGUUCAGCCAAACAGGAAACGUGACCACUGUGAUUUUUCCCGUACUCUACCUGAAUGAGAGCGUCGUCAUUGAUGACUCAUCGGUGGCCAAGCUGAACGCUGUGCUGACGGAGCAGAACGUGCUGGUAAACGUUCCUUUCAUACUGAUGGGGAUCGGCAUCAUCCUGGGCGGCAUCUUCAUGUUGCUGGCGUGUCGACACAAGAUGCCAGAGAGUACCGCUGCGGAACGGCAGCCACUGCUUGAGUCGUAGACCCCCCCCCCCCCCCCCCCCCCAGACAGGAAGUGACGGCCAGCGCGGCAACGGCAGUGUUUUUCACCAUACCUAACCCAAGAACCUGCACCGUUUGAGGUCUAAGUACAAGUUUGCUUUUGUGUUCUCCAUUGGCUCAACUUGGUCGUGCAAAAAAAAAAUUUUUUUUGUUUUUUUUUUAACUUGACCCCACUCCCUCCUGACAAAUUUCGUAACUGCUGUGCUGCAAAUCGAGUUCAAGCCACCAAGCUGCAAUACUUGUAAAUAAUUUUUAAUUUCCAUUUUAUCUGAGAAAAUGUCCAGUAAACUGCAGUUCCGUGGGCUCUGAAUAACGCAAUAUCGCUACACUAACAGUAUAAAGGGAAGUUUUUGUGUGCUUGCGGUUGUUUUCCACCAAUUCCAUUACCCCACUACCCACAUCAUGCUGACAAAAAGCUCAAAACCACCUCGGUUGAUGCUAGCCGGUUGCUAGAAAUGCCGCCUCCUUUUUUUGUGUGACUGUUUUUACCGGCGACAUUUUUCCUGGGUAGUAAGUACAUAAGUGAGUAUCUUUUCAAAUGGGCUGCAUGAAUUAAGUUACUGCCUGACACAAGUGAUCACAAUAACCAUUCACCGCUGUCACAACUGUAAUCAAUUUUAAUCAUCUUGUGAGCUUUGUGCAGUCUCAGAUGGAAAAGAGAAAUGUGUUUACAUGUGGAUCACUUUGCCGCAUAAAUUAGUAAUAGGUCACCUACCAAACCAUUUGUCAUUUGCCGUCAACCGGAUUGCAACAAUAAAGUCGUUGUGCUUCACAUGA
Messenger RNA from Hippocampus zosterae (dwarf seahorse), 2360 nucleotides. It is a transcript of the gene scarb2c, whose product is annotated as scavenger receptor class B, member 2c. Gene Ontology annotation, biological process: receptor-mediated endocytosis; protein targeting to lysosome. Bases 122 to 1564 code for a protein of 480 amino acids. NCBI's taxonomy places the organism in Eukaryota, Metazoa, Chordata, Actinopteri, Syngnathiformes, Syngnathidae. Gene Ontology annotation, molecular function: scavenger receptor activity. The record is from RefSeq and is a predicted model, not a curated record. Gene Ontology annotation, cellular component: cytoplasm; lysosome; membrane. The transcript is spliced from 12 exons.